This is a messenger RNA of Arvicanthis niloticus (Nile rat), 6588 nucleotides long. It is a transcript of the gene Runx1, whose product is annotated as RUNX family transcription factor 1. The record is from RefSeq and is a predicted model, not a curated record. Lineage: Eukaryota; Metazoa; Chordata; Mammalia; Rodentia; Muridae. Gene Ontology annotation, cellular component: nucleus. Gene Ontology annotation, biological process: regulation of transcription by RNA polymerase II; chondrocyte differentiation; hemopoiesis. Gene Ontology annotation, molecular function: ATP binding; DNA-binding transcription factor activity, RNA polymerase II-specific; RNA polymerase II cis-regulatory region sequence-specific DNA binding.
CGGGCGCCCCGCGGCCGGACCCAGCCAGGGAACCACGCUGCCCGGCCCCGCGGCUGGCACUUCCACCCUGAGCUCCCGGAGACGCAAGAAAGUCACCCUUUGCGGCUCUUCCUAGAUCUGCGUUGGACCUCCUUGUUUUCCUUUUCUUUUUUCUUUUUAUUUUUCCUUUCUUACUUUUGAAUGAACCGGCUUCUAGGCUUUGGAUGGUUCAACUUCUCUCCUGGCUGUGAACUUUUCUCCGAUUGUUUCUUUUGACAACUGCGGGAGAAAGUGUUCCGGGGUUCCAGGCGAGCGGUGAAGUUGCGUGUGCGUGGCAGGGUGCGUGGGAGUGGGAGUGAGCGUGUGUAAUCCGAGCCUACUGGUCUAUGGUGCCUCCUCCCAGGCCCGCUCCACCUGCUGCGGUUACACGGUGCUCGCUCGUGGGUAUUUGUGCGCCCCAGCAGAAAACCAGCCAGCGCCGGGCGACGUUGGAGGAAGAUCAUCUUGCCACUGCCAGAGUCUGGGGCUGACUCACUCAACCAAUGUAGUCAGUGGCUGACUUCCGAAGAGUGCCUGUCUGCCUGUGUGUGUGACCCAACUGCGGCUCAACUCCCACCAAACCACAGGAUCAGCCACAAACUUAACCAGCGUUUCCAAACCAGAGUCCUCAGCUGUGGGAAGCUCUACCCCGAGUGUCAUCGAGUUUGUUUUUUUGUUUUGUUUUGUUUUGUUUGUUUUUUGUUUUUGUUUUUUAGCUAGAGAUCUUUGUAAAGCACUGACCAUUAUUUGGCCAGAAUUUAUUGAGAGAAUAAUGACAAGUGAUUCUAUCCCAGCCUUCCAACUACUGAAGCUAAUUUUCAAAGCUACUUAAAAAAAAAAAACCUGCAGCAAACAUUAAUGGAUUUCUGUUGUGUUUAAAUUCUCUACAGAUUGUAUUGUAAAUAUUUUAUGAAGUAGAUCAUAUGUAUAUAUUUAUAUAUACGAGCACAUACAUAAGUAGCACAAUCUUGUGGCUCUUGCUUUUGAGAAACGAAGUGAGUUUUUCAUGGUAAGAGGGGCGCCCUGUAUGGAAGACACUCCUAAGUUUUGUAUUUUGUUGAGACUUUAAACAAAACUGACCCGCAAGAAAGAAAAACAAACUGACAGGCAAUUAACUGCUGGAACUUCCAAAUCUAGUUUUUGCUGGUCAUUUUUUUUCUGCGCAUAAAUAUUUUAGGACGUGUACGGGAAUUUUGCCUCCGGACCGUUUGUAAUAGCCAAAGACUGAACUUCAACUCUCAAAGCGAGGCUGCUUUGGGCAUUUGACUUUGAAUUCUGGUUGCCCACUUUUUAAUGCACUAAGCGACCGGUUGCUAACCCUGCUUGGGUGUGAGGACGAUCCGCGUAACUAGAUCUCAGUCCGGGACUGGUGGUAAUUUAGUCUCCUUCUACCCCAACAACCCUCCGGUAGUAAUAAAGGCUCCUGAACUUGUAUGUUGGUCUCCCGGAAGCAGCUUGCAGAAGAUCCGAGCCCCUGUCGCCGUCUAGUAGGAGCUGUUUUCAGGGUCCUUACUCAAUUGGCUUGUUGUGAUGCGUAUCCCCGUAGAUGCCAGCACGAGCCGCCGCUUCACGCCGCCUUCCACCGCGCUGAGCCCCGGCAAGAUGAGCGAGGCGCUGCCUCUGGGCGCCCCGGAUGGCGGCGCCGCCCUGGCCAGCAAGCUGAGGAGCGGCGACCGCAGCAUGGUGGAGGUACUAGCCGACCACCCCGGCGAGCUAGUGCGCACCGACAGCCCCAACUUCCUCUGCUCCGUGCUGCCAACUCACUGGCGCUGCAACAAGACCCUGCCCAUCGCUUUCAAGGUGGUAGCGCUGGGGGACGUUCCGGAUGGCACUCUGGUCACCGUCAUGGCAGGCAACGAUGAGAACUACUCGGCAGAGCUGAGAAAUGCUACGGCAGCCAUGAAGAACCAGGUGGCGAGAUUCAACGACCUCAGGUUUGUGGGUCGGAGUGGUAGAGGCAAGAGCUUCACUCUGACCAUUACCGUCUUUACAAACCCACCACAAGUUGCCACCUACCACAGAGCCAUCAAAAUCACAGUGGACGGCCCCAGAGAACCACGAAGACAUCGGCAGAAACUAGAUGAUCAGACCAAGCCCGGGAGUUUGUCCUUUUCCGAGAGGCUCAGUGAACUGGAGCAGCUGCGGCGCACGGCCAUGAGGGUCAGCCCGCACCACCCAGCCCCCACGCCCAACCCUCGGGCCUCCUUGAACCACUCCACUGCCUUUAACCCUCAGCCUCAAAGUCAGAUGCAGGAUGCCAGGCAGAUCCAGCCGUCCCCACCGUGGUCCUAUGAUCAGUCCUACCAGUACCUGGGAUCCAUCACCUCUUCUUCUGUUCACCCAGCGACACCCAUCUCACCAGGCCGUGCCAGCGGCAUGACCAGCCUCUCUGCGGAACUUUCCAGUCGACUCUCAACGGCUCCGGACCUGACAGCCUUCGGCGACCCGCGCCAGUUCCCCACGCUGCCGUCCAUCUCCGACCCGCGCAUGCACUACCCAGGCGCCUUCACCUACUCGCCGCCGGUCACGUCGGGCAUCGGCAUCGGCAUGUCAGCCAUGAGCUCGGCCUCUCGCUACCACACCUACCUGCCGCCGCCCUACCCCGGCUCCUCGCAGGCGCAGGCCGGGCCCUUCCAGACCGGCUCGCCCUCCUACCACCUGUACUACGGCGCCUCGGCCGGCUCCUACCAGUUCUCCAUGGUGGGCGGCGAGCGAUCGCCCCCGCGCAUCCUGCCACCCUGCACCAACGCGUCCACGGGCGCCGCGCUGCUCAACCCCAGCCUCCCCAGCCAGAGCGACGUGGUGGAGACCGAGGGCAGCCAUAGCAACUCGCCCACCAACAUGCCCCCCGCGCGCCUGGAGGAGGCCGUGUGGCGGCCCUACUGAGCGUCAUCGAGGGACUGAGCCCGCCGCCGCCGCCGUCCAUGCACAGACCCCGCCAGGAGGGCCCUUGGAGGCCAACAGGAAGAUUCCCGGAGGGAAACUGUGAAUGCUUCUGAUUUAGCAAUGCUGUGAAUAAAAGAAAGAUUUUAUACCCCUGACUUCACUUUUUAACCACGUUGUUUAUUCCAAAGAGUGUGGAAUGUUUUCGGUUCGGGGUGGGGAAGACGCAGCCCAUCCUCUUUGGCAUCUAUUUUCUUAUUUGGAGUUUCUUUUCUGCACCUUAUCGAUUGCAAAAAAAAAAAAAAAAAAGCCUGUUUGCAUCUGGGUGGUCGUUUAUUUUUAAGUAUGUACAGACUUGAGCUUGCUUUUUAAUCUUCCUUUGACCAACUCAAAGAAAUAAAAUUCCCUUCUCUGUAAGGUUUAUUUAACUUUUAGACUUUCAUGUAGCUGGGGUUUUAUUUGUGUUUGGUUUUUGUUUUUUGUUUCUGUUUUUUUAAAGAGACAGCUACAGCUUUGGGUUUUUUAACUACUGUAUUUCCACAAAGAAAUCCCUAGAUAUUUAUGUAUCUCGAUGUUUGAACAUUUACGUAUGUGUUGAUACUUUUUUUAAUUAUUUAAAUGUACUUAUAUUAAGAAAAAAUAUCAAGUACUACAUUUUUCUUUAUAAUAGCCAAAGUUAAAUAUUAUUGCAUUGAAGAUGGCUGGAAAAAAAAGAGAUGGGUUAUGUGACGCUUGGUUAUCUAGAGAGAUUGUUUACAUUGAACUCCCUUUAUGUUAUUCAAACAAGUUGGUAGCUAAUGCGGCAAUGUUUUUAAUUGGAUUGUAGACACUGAGGGUCACUCCAAGGUCAGAAAUACAACAUUUUCUGCUCGGCUCAACAAAUGGCCUCGAACCUGGCUCCUUCCCUUCACAAAGAAAGGCAACACUCUGCCCUGAAAGGGCUCAGAGAGGUGCCUAGGAUUAUAGCUCUGAAGAGGAUACCAUUUUGGCCUGGAGCUAUGCUUGCCCCAAGGCCUCCUCAUUCACACGUGGUUUAUCACAAAGCUCAACCACGUGAGCUGUUGGUCAGAGGUUUGUCUGCAUAGUAUUUAUAUAGACCUAAACCAGUCAAUAUGAUUCUUUAAUUGCCUUCCAUUAAUAGUACCUGUUCAUUGAUGAAAACCAAAACUCAAGGCUAUACCCCAAAGAUCCCAAUAGAAGAGGUAAGACCAGGUGCCUUUGAUGUCCAAAGGCUGAGUUUUAAGAGAGUGUACCCCAAAGUCUGAAGGAGCCAGUUUCCCUCUAUCUAUCUCAGUGGGAUCAGUCAUGGGAGAUAAAUACCAUACCAACCCAUGCAGGACGUUUGUCAGAAGCUGCUCCCUCACCAGCAUCUUUUUUAACCAGGCUGAGUUCCUAGUCUUUGGGGUUUGUGCACUUUCUCUGUGCAUCAGCGUGAUAGAUUCCUGUCUGCAGUCUGCCGUGGCUACGGUUCAGAUGUGCAUCGUGUCACUGUAAACACAAUGGGACUAUUGCUAUAGUGGAAGACUUGGUCAAAAUCCAGUUGUUCUAUAAAUUAUAAGCCUAACUGCUGGUUCUGACAUACAUGUGCUCAAAAUGAUCUGGUUGGUUUUUUCUUAAUGUACCUCUUAAAUUCGUUGAAAUGAUGUCAGGUCAACUCAGAAGAGCGUUUGAAAGCAGGACUUCAGAACAGUGUUUGAUUUUUUUAUUAUUAUUAUUAUUAUUUUAUAAAUUUAAGCAUUCAGACUAGAUCUUUGGCUGCAGGCAGCAAAAACAGCUGGACUUAUUUAAAAAAAAUACAAGUUGUUUUUUGAGUUAUCUAUAUCUGUAUCUAUAUAUUGAUUCUUUGUUUUGCAUAGAGCAGCAGCACUUUGGUAACCUGUGAUGCCGGCUUGUUCUUGUCCAGAGAAGAGCUCUAGCUGAAUUCGGAGAAACUCAGAUUAGAUUUUCCUAUCGGACAUACCUUCCUCCUCCAUCCCGUCUCACUCAGUUAUUCCACAGAACACGUCUACAGCUGUGUUGUCAGAAAAAUAAAAAUUUUAAUUUCUCAAAAGGACCAUUAGUUUGUUUCUCCAAAAUUAGAUGUUCCUCUUAGCAUAGGUUGCCAUGUCUGGCCUAAGAAAAUGCUAGGGAAAGGUGAAAGACAAAAGAUUUAUAUUUUUUCAUAUUAAUUUUGAUAUCUAAAGAUACUCUAGCCCUAAGAGAGGAAGCAGAUAAUCUUACACAUUGAGCCUUUGCCCUGGGCACCAUGCAUCAAGAAGGCUUGUCACUUUGUCAUAGACAGCCUGGUGAACCAUUUAGUACUUCCUAAAGCUUUAUCAACAUAGGCUGUAUUUAGUCAUCUCAGAAAAAAACAAAUCAAUUGGGCACUCCUUGUCUUGGAGAUAGAUCCCACGAGGCACAUAUUUUUCUACCUGAGAAAUUGUAUUCAUUGCCUUCAGGUGCAUCAAGGUGUCUCCUCAUCCACUGUCUUCAGGGAAGAGCCGUAAGCCAAUUCUGAGAUGAUGGAGCUGUUGGGAAUACUGGUCCAGAGAAAGAAAAAUAGGAUAAGCCAUUUCUACUGCUUAUUCAAGCCUCUAUUUAUGAUUUUAACACAUGCUUCAUUCCGUCUGGUUUUCUCACCGUCUAUAUCCUCCCAAUAUCACUUCUUACUUUCCUUUUCUCUCCUCUAAACUCCACACUCUCCUCCUGCAUAGUUUAUAGGUAGGCAACACACACACACACACACACACACACACACACACACACCCUCUACCCCAUACCAACUGUCCAGAACACAGAAAGUCUAGUUCUUCUCCAUUUAUUAAAGGACAGGGUAAGUCAGCCAUUGUCUUGCUCAUGGGUUUUUUUUCCCCAACAGAACAGAGGUGUUGCCAGCCAUCUUGGGUCUGCUUUCUGUCCAGAUACUGCAACAGAAACCCCGAGGAUCACAAGCCAUGGCUGAGCAGCUAUGCUGCUGCCCAAACGUCCUGUGCAGACAGAUGCAUGCAGGGACCGGAAGGAGUGUCUCCCCUUCCACCUCUUUUCUCUCAAAUGUUUCUCCUGAACAGCCUCAACUGAGGACUGCAGGUUUCUUUCUUGAAAUAACUUUCCCCCCAGGACAUUCUGUCUUAGGGGUUUUUGGUUUUGAUGACUUUUUUUUUUUUUUUUUUUUUUUUUUUUUUUUUUUUUUUGGUUCUUUUCAUUUUGUUUGUAGGAGGAGGCGUGAGAUGUUAAGGGUCUUUCAUACAUGAAAAUAAAUGGUUUAACAACAAUCUCUGAUUAUAUCCUUUCCAUAUCAGAACAAAGCACCGUUUUGUUUACUCUACAGUAUACACUUGUUGGGGGUCUCGGCUGGUCAGUCGGUUAGUUGUCUGUUGGGCAUGCCUUCCCUCUCUCAGCCAGAUCAGUACAAACAAAGCUGAUCAUUUGUCUUUCUUUCUUUCUUUUUUUUCCCUCAGAAGAGUUGUAUCAACAAACUCAAUUGUAUUUAUGUAUGUAAAUAGAUUUCAAGCUUCAUUAUAAAAUAUUGUUAAAGCCUGUAAUAACUUUUUUCACAUUUUGUGUGUUUCUAAGGACUUUUUUUUAUGUUCGCUAAAUAUUGUAGAAGAAAAAUGCUUCUCUCCACUUGUUUAUUUUAGAUUUAAAAAAAAAAAACAAGCUACUUCUUAUUCACUUUUAUAAACAGAUAAUAAACAAGCAUGGUUCCAA